AGUAUAUGUAUUCAUCGCCAUCGUUGGGCCAUUUUUUUCUUCUUUACCUGCCCGACUCGCCACGUCCGAUCCAUCUCGGGCUCCCCUUUCCUGACUCUUUUUGAUGUUUGUUGUACAUCGAUCUCCCUAUAUCUUUUCUUGUUGCAGGAUCUGUGUGCUACGACACGACAUUGGGGGUGGGCAUUGAUUGACUUCCCUCUCUAUCUCCCGAUCGUGCAGAUUAUUACCCCAGACUUGGGAUCGAAACCCUGUCAACGAGGUUGCAACAAACCCUCAUUCGAAGCCCCCACGGCUAAUGCCCCUCUCCUCCCCUCCCCUCCCCUCGCUGUCCUCCUUGUGAAAAGUAGCAGUAAGAGACAAGAGGGCCGACCCCAAUUGACAUCAUGGCCUUGGCGACGACCACCACCAUCACGGCCGACGCCGCCGCCGCCUCCACCGCCAAGGAGUGCUCCGGCCCCCCGAAUCCACAGCCGCCGCCUCCGCUGCAGUGCCUGUCCGAGACCGAGACCGAGUCCCAGACCCAGUCACAGUCGGGGAUGCCAUCACCAUGCCUGGGGGAGCGCAUGCCGUGCGGGAGACUCAAGACAAAGCACGACGCGGGCUGGCGGCACGUCGUCCGCAACUUUACGCCCUCAUGGUUCGCCGUCAACAUGGGCACGGGCAUCGUCUCGGUGCUGCUGCACAACCUGCCCUGGAACGGCGCCUGGCUGCAGUACGUCUCGUACGUCUUCUUCGCCGCCAACGUCGGCCUCUUCGUCGUCUUCCUCGCCAUCUCGCUGCUGCGGUACACGCUGUACCCCGAGAUUUGGCGGGCCAUGAUCUCGCACCCGGGCCAGUCGCUGUUUCUCGGCUGCUUUCCUAUGGGCUUUGCCACCAUCAUCAACAUGAUGAUCUUCUGCUGCAGGCCAUGGGGUGACUGGGUCGUCCACCUCGCCUGGGCCUUUUGGUGGAUCGACGCCCUCCUCUCCAUGGCCACGUGCAUCACCAUGCCCUUCAUCGUCAUGCACCGCCACAAGCCCGGCCUGCACAACACCACGGCCGCCCUGCUGCUCCCCAUCGUGCCCACCGUCGUCGCCGCCGCCACGGGCGGCAUCGUCGCCGAGGCCCUGCCCGACCCGUCCCACGCGCUCGCCACCCUCGUCGCCUGCUACGUCCUCUGGGGCAUCGGCCAGACCCUCUCCGGCUGCGUCCUCGCCCUCUACUUCCACCGCCUCACCGUCCACUCCCUGCCCCCGCGCGAGGUCAUCGUCUCCGUCUUCCUCCCCAUCGGGCCCCUCGGCCAGGGCGGCUUCGGCAUCCAGCAGCUCGGCAAGGUCGCCCUCGCCGUCCUGCCCCAGACGGCCGUCUUCCGCGGCGUCGGCGCCGACGUCGACGUCGCCCGCGCCGCCGAGAUCCUCUACGUCCUCGGCGUCUUCCUCGGCCUCGUCAUGUGGGGGUUCGCCCUCGUCUGGACCAGCUUCGCCUUCAUCAGCAUCGCCACCAUAAAAGACUUUCCCUUCAACAUGGGCUGGUGGGGGUUCACCUUUCCGCUCGGCGUCUGGGCCACGUGCACCAGCUUGCUGGCCGUCAAUCUCGACAGCGACUUUUUCAAAGUCUCCACCAUGAUCAUAUCCCUCGCCGUCGUCGCCCUAUGGUUCAUGGUCGCCGCCCGGACCCUGCAUCUCGUCGUCACGGGCGACAUGUUCUUCGCCCCGUGCUUGCAGGACAUUCGCGAGAAGGAACAGGCCGCAGGCGGCGACAGGAGGGUAUGAGCAGCCGCACCCAGACGCAGACGCGCGCGGCUUUGUUUUACAUGCAUCAUCAUCGCCCGAGCUGAAUCGGACGCGCAAAGUGAGGGAGGCCUAACAUCAUAUCGUAGUCAGCGGCAAAUUGACCACUGCAGAGGAGAUGGGUAUCGAGGAGAAAAAAAAGUUGUGAGCGUUACAGGCGUGUACGGACGGUAAUUAUACCGAUGCAACUCGAGGCAUUUACACAAGGGCACCGGGUUCUUCUUAUCUGACAGACACUUUAGUACUAGGUAGUACCUGCCUAAAUAAGUACCCAAG
This is a messenger RNA of Purpureocillium takamizusanense, 2045 nucleotides long. RefSeq names its product Plasma membrane sulfite pump involved in sulfite metabolism (gene SSU1). The record is from RefSeq and is a predicted model, not a curated record. The transcript is spliced from 4 exons. Gene Ontology annotation, biological process: sulfite transmembrane transport; transmembrane transport. Gene Ontology annotation, molecular function: sulfite transmembrane transporter activity. Bases 384 to 1751 code for a protein of 455 amino acids. Lineage: Eukaryota; Fungi; Ascomycota; Sordariomycetes; Hypocreales; Ophiocordycipitaceae. Gene Ontology annotation, cellular component: plasma membrane.